AUGAAUUUGGAACAAGAUAGGUCCACUCUCUUCUCUGAUAUCCCAUCUAUCUCUGAAAUUCUCUGCUUCCUUCCUGAGAGGUUUACAAACCAAGUUACAGACAGCACCGGUACGUCUCCUGUGUCUUGCAAACCGGGGUGUGACUGCCAGCAGGUAUAUAAGAGCAGCAGGUAUCUGCAAGGGCCCCAAAACAGCUCAGAGUUUCGAGGCAUCAACAUCACUAUCCGUCAUGUGGGCGAAGUUCUGAUGGUUGUCAUGGCCCUUGGGGUACUCUUGGGCACUACUGACGCAGAUCCAGGCUACCUUGGAGGUUAUGGCGGAGGGUUCUACAGAACCGGCUUCGGAGGAGGUUACGGAGGACGUUACGGAGGAGGCUAUGGAGCAGGCUACGGUGGCUACGGCGGAGGCUAUGGUCAUGGCAAGUAA
Molecule: messenger RNA, 426 nt
Organism: Procambarus clarkii (red swamp crayfish)
Lineage: Eukaryota; Metazoa; Arthropoda; Malacostraca; Decapoda; Cambaridae
Source: RefSeq, a predicted model, not a curated record